AUGUCGUCGGCGAUCCGAGAAUCCAAUGAGGAGUUUGAAGAUCAGUUUCGACUUCAACAGGAGGCUGCCGAGCGUGAAAAGCUCGCUGGUAGUCAGACCAAAAAAACACGCGUCGAUGAUGAUGGUACUGUAAUGGAAUGGGACGAGGAGAAGCGGGCAUGGUUCCCGAAAAUCGAUGACGAUUUUAUUGCAUCUUAUCAGAUGAACUUUGGUGUGCAAAACGAACAAGAGAGUGCCCACACAGCUUGGCGCCAAUUUGCCGCCCAAGUCGAAAAGUUAAAGGCCGAACGGGGGGAUGAGGAUGAGGAAGUGAAAAAGGCUGUUGCUUCUCUGGGUGAAUACUAUCGGUCGCCUGCUUAUAGGGCUUGGUACGAUGAGUACCAAAAGCGGCAGGAAGAUGCGAAAGAAGAGGAACGAGUGCGUCUUGAAACGAAACAUCGGCCGCAAAAGGUCGUGGAAGUUUCAGCAGAUGAUGCCUUGAAACGCGCUGAAGAGGAACAGAGGCUAGGUGUCCCGAUCGCCAAAUCGGAGACGGAAAAAGUAAAGGCUACUCAACCGGAGGGAGAAACCUCCUCAGACGGUCAUUCAAGGAAGAGGAAGAAGAAGGGUGCCCCAGAGUGGUAUGAGAUAACCGACGAUAAGAACACCCAUGUUUACGUGUCAGGUCUUCCGUCAACCAUAACGGAGGCAGAAUUCACGGCUUUGAUGUCCAAAUGUGGCAUAAUUAUGAACGAUCCGUUGACGGAUAAGUUGAGGAUUAAAUUGUACCGUGACGAGGAGGGUAAACCCAAGGGUGACGGUCGUUGCUGCUACAUUAAGAUUGAAUCAGUUGACCUAGCGCUGCAGAUAUUGGAUGGACUGCAAUACGAACCCGGCUACAUUCUACAUGUGGAACGUGCGAAAUUCCAACCCAAAAAGGAUUUUGACUAUACCAAACAUCGUCGGUUAACGGCAAAGGAGAAGAAGAAAUUUAAGCAGAAGCAGGAAAACCUCUUUAAGUGGAAACCGGAUGCAAAUAAACUCAUCCGGGGCAAGAAGGAACGUGUAAUCAUCCUACGAAGCGUCUUCGACGAGAAAGACCUUGGACUGGACGUCAGCCUUAUUCCGGAGAUUCGAGAGCGCGUGCGGACUCAGUGCGCCAAAGUGGGUGUUAUCAAGAAGAUUGUUGUCUACGAUACCAAUCCUGAAGGUGUAGUCUCAGUAACCUUUAGCACACCAGAGGAGGCAGACGUAGCGGUGGGCUUUCUGGACAAGGCUCUCUUCACCUACCGAGCACCAGCUGUCGAAGGCGCCAAUGACAGUGGAGGUCAGCGGACUCGACAGCUGCGCGUCGAGCGAUGGGAUGGGCGCGAGCGUUUUGAUAAGUGUGGCGAAAGUGCAGAGGCAGAGGCAGAGCGGUUGGAACGGUGGAAUCGAUUCAUUGGUGAAGAUCCCGAUGCUGACGAUGGCGACGGAGACGGUAGUGAGAGGUCUGGUGUUGAUGAUGUUGAAGCAACGGAUACGGAUGAAGAGCUGGAGGCGAGGUGUGGUGAUUCGGGUGCAGAAACGGAGUGA
Messenger RNA from Echinococcus granulosus, 1554 nucleotides. RefSeq names its product HIV Tat-specific factor. The record is from RefSeq and is a predicted model, not a curated record. Gene Ontology annotation, biological process: mRNA splicing, via spliceosome. Gene Ontology annotation, molecular function: RNA binding. Gene Ontology annotation, cellular component: U2-type spliceosomal complex; U2 snRNP. NCBI's taxonomy places the organism in Eukaryota, Metazoa, Platyhelminthes, Cestoda, Cyclophyllidea, Taeniidae. Bases 1 to 1554 code for a protein of 517 amino acids. The transcript is spliced from 6 exons.